CGUAGUUGCCCACCAGAGAGAUGAGGCGUAGCUCCGGGCCAGGGGAGCAGAGGGUUGAGAGAUACAGGGGCGGGAGCUUCAGACCGGCCCAGGUUGGAAUGGGACGCUGCUAGAAUCUGGCCUCUCAAACUCUGGUGGAAGGAAGUGUUAUCGUAGGUGGAGUGUGUGAACCCGUGCCCUACUUCUGCUCCUUUAGUCUGUGAGUUGUGUGAGGCAGAAGGACAAGGCAGGGCUGAUGCUAGGUUCUUCACCUUCCAGCUCCUCGUGAUAGGAUGUCACAGGCGUGCCUUAGGGCCUUGGCCCUGGGAGGGGCUGCCUGAGAUGACUGAAGUGGCCUGGCCUCCAGAAAAGCUGGCUACCAACAGUCUUGACCCCAUCUCUGUGCCAUAGGAGUUCCCUGGAAGACUGUGUCAUGUCCCAGUGCCACGGGCUGGCAUCCCUUACCUGGAGCCUGCGACCCUGAGGUGUUCAGAGUGGGUUUUGUCUCACAGAUCCACACAGCCUGCAUGUCAGCCAGCCUCAGAGUCCUCCUGAGAAGAGGCCACUAUGCCCAAGAUAAUCCUGAGUGGGGUGACCGUGGAUUUCCCUUUCCAGCCAUACAAAUGCCAGGAGGAGUACAUGACCAAAGUUCUGGAGUGUCUGCAGAAGAAAGUGAACGGCGUCUUGGAGAGCCCCACGGGCACAGGGAAGACCCUGUGCCUGCUCUGCAGCACACUGGCCUGGCGGGAGCACCUCCGCGACGCCAUCUCUGCCCGCAAGAUUGCUGAGAGGACCCAAGGGGAUCUCUUCCUCAGUCGACCCUUGUCUUCCUGGGGGAAUGCUGCUUCAGAGGAAGACGCCACAGCUUGCUACGCGGACAUCCCAAAGAUCAUUUAUGCCUCCAGGACCCACUCACAGCUCACACAGGUCAUCGGCGAGCUUCGCAACACAUCCUACCGGCCCAGGGUGUGUGUGCUGGGCUCCCGGGAGCAGCUGUGCAUCCACCCCGAGGUGAAGAAGCAGGAGAGUAACCACAUGCAGAUCCACCUGUGCCGCAAGAAGGUGGCGAGUCGCUCCUGUCACUUCUACAACAACAUAGAAGAGAAGAGCCUGGAGCAUGACCUGGCCACCCCCAUCCUGGACAUCGAGGACCUGGUCAAGAGUGGGAACAGGCACAAGCUGUGCCCGUACUACCUGUCCCGGAACCUGAAGCAGCAGGCUGACAUCAUCUUCAUGCCCUACAACUACCUGCUGGAUGCCAAGAGUCGCCGGGCACAUGGCAUCGACCUGAAGGGGACAGUGGUGAUCUUCGAUGAAGCUCACAAUGUGGAGAAGAUGUGUGAGGAGUCGGCGUCCUUUGAUCUGACGCCCCACGAUGUGGCCUCUGGGUUGGACGUCAUCGACCAGGUUCUGGAGGAGCAGAGCCGGGCAGCGCAGCAGGGGGAGCUCCGCCUGGAGUUCAGCGCAGAUGCCAACUCAGGGCUGAACAUGGAGCUGGAGGACAUUGCGAAGCUGAAGAUGAUCCUGCUUCGCCUGGAGGGGGCCAUCGAUGCUGUGGAGCUGCCUGGAGGUGAUGGAGGUGUCACCAAGCCAGGGAGCUACAUCUUCGAGCUGUUUGCCGAGGCCCAGAUCACACUUCAGACCAAGGGCUGCAUCUUGGAGUCCCUGGACCAGAUCAUCCAGCACCUGGCAGGACGCGCGGGGCUGUUCACCAACACGGCGGGGCUGCAGAAGCUGGCGGACAUCAUCCAGAUGGUAUUCAGUGCAGACCCUGCCGAGGGCAGCUCCCCAGUGGGGCCUGGGGCCUCUCAGUCCUACAAGGUACACAUCCACCCCGACACCAGCCACCGGGGGACAGCUCAUCGGCCAGAUGCUUGGAGCUCCACGGCGUCCAGAAGGCGAGGGAAGGUGCUCAGCUACUGGUGCUUCAGCCCCGGCUGCAGCAUGCGUGAGCUGGUCGGCCAGGGCGUGCGCACGCUCCUCCUCACCAGCGGCACGCUGGCCCCGGUGGCCUCCUUCGCCCUGGAGAUGCAGAUCCCCUUUCCAGUCUGCCUGGAGAACCCACACGUCAUCGACAAGCACCAGAUCUGGGUGGGGAUUGUCCCCAAAGGCCCUGAUGGGGCCCAGCUGAGCUCCGCCUUUGACAGACGGUUCUCUGAUGAGUGCUUGUCCUCGCUGGGGAAGACGUUAGUCAACAUCACCCGCGUGGUCCCCCACGGGCUCCUGGUCUUCUUCCCCUCCUACCCCGUUCUGGAGAAGAGCCUGGAGUUCUGGCGGGCCCGGGACUGGGCCAGGAAGCUCGAGGCCCUGAAGCCUUUGUUUGUGGAGCCGAGGAGCAAAGACAGCUUCUCAGAGGUGAUGGGUGCUUAUUACACGAGCGUCGUCUCCCCAGGGUCCCGAGGGGCCGCCUUCCUGGCUGUGUGCCGGGGCAAGGCCAGCGAGGGGCUGGACUUUGCGGAUAUGAACGGCCGAGGGGUGGUUGUCACGGGUCUCCCGUACCCCCCACGCAAGGACCCCCGGGUCAUCCUCAAGAUGCAGUUCCUAGACGAGAUGAAGGGUCGGAGUGGGGCCUCGGGCCAGUUCCUUUCUGGGCAGGACUGGUACCGGCAGCAGGCAUCCAGGGCCGUGAACCAGGCCAUCGGGAGGGUCAUCCGGCAUCGCCACGACUAUGGGGCCGUCUUCCUCUGUGACCACAGGUUCACCAGUGCGGAUGCCAGAGCCCAGCUGCCAUCCUGGGUGCGCCCCCACGUCCAGGUGUACGACCACUUCGGCCACGUCAUCCGAGAUGUGGCCCAGUUCUUCCGGGCGGCUCAAAGAACCAUGCCGGCGCCUCUGGCUGCGCCCCCGAGCCCGGCCCGGGGAGAAGGCGCCGUCCCGGUGGCUGUGUCGCUCAGGGCCCUCUCCACCAAGAAAGCCAAGAGCCUGGACCUGCACGUGCCCAGCCUGCGGCAGGGGCCUCCAGGACUCCCAGCCUCCGGGGACGGCGGGGACGCCGCGGGCAGCCUGUGUGUGGAGUACGAGCAGGAGUCGGUUCACACCCAGCGAAGGCCUGUGGGGCUGCUGGCCGCCCUGGAGCACAGCGAGCAGCUGGCCCGGAGGCCCGGGGAGGAGGAGGCACAGUGCCACUCCGGCCCGGCCCUCCCCGGGGAGAAGAGGACUGUGGCGGAGCAGAGAGCGGCCAGGAAGAAGAUCAGGCUGGUCAGCUGCCAGGAGGGGCUGGCGGCAGGUGCACAGGCGGACAGAGCCAAGCUCUUCAUGGUGGCUGUGAAGCAGGCGCUGAGCCGGGCCAGCUUUGCCGCCUUCACGCGGGCCCUGCAGGAGUAUAAGGGCUCGGACGACUUCCAGGCUCUGGCGGACCACCUCAGCCCCCUCUUUGCCCAAGACCCCGAGAAGCACAGCCUGCUCCAAGGCUUCUACCAGUUUGUGCGGCCACACCACAAGCAGCGGUUUGAGGAGCUCUGCCUCCAACUGACGGGCAGAGGCUGCAGCCACCCGCCUGAGCACAGCCUUCCGCGUGGGCAGUGGGCACAGCCAGCCCUGGACCCUGGUGGAAGGAGGGAGCCUGUCCCCAAGGUGACCAUGUCCCAGAGUGCGGCCAGGCAGCUGGACACUGGAGGGCACCUGAACUGCGGCCAGCCUCACCUGGCCUCCCGGCCACCACCCGAAGGAGACGCUGGCCUCUGUGCACAAGAGGGGCGCGGCGCUCCGCAGGCCCAGAAGCCGAGCCCGCCUGUCGUGAGCGCCUACCUGGCGGAUGCCCGCAGGGCCCUGGGGGCUGGGGGCUGCAGGCAGCUCCUAGCAGCACUGACCACCUACAAACGGGAUGACGACUUCGACAAGGUGGUGGCUGUGGUGGCAGCGCUGACCACCUCGAGGCCUGAGGACUUGCCCCUGCUGCAGAGGUUCAGCAUGUUCGUGCGCCCACACCACAAGCUGCGCUUCUGGCAGAUGUGGGCAGACCUCACCGGCCGGCCUACCCCAGACACAGGCACCGUGCCCCCGGGACUCCAGGAAGGGAGCUCCGAGGCGUUUCCCAGCCUCACCCCCCGGGCGCUCCGGCCAGGCCCCUCCGACCAAGAGAGACCAGGGAGGACGCAGAGCAAGAUCUCCUCCUUCCUCCGGCCGCGGCUGGACCCCCAGUGACCCCACGGACAGGCUAAGUGGAACCCCAGGAGGACAUGGUGUACUGGACCUGGGGCGCCCCUGCCAGGAAGCAGAACCACAGGCUGCUCUUCUGGAGACGCCUGGGCCACCCUCCCUGGAUGCAGUGGGGCACUUGUCUGCUGGCUCAGGGUGGGCCAGGCCCAGCACCAGCAACCCUUUGGUCCAGAGCCUAUAGUCAGAGGCCGAUCUGUCCAGGGACAGCCAUGAGACGGCACCCAGGUCUCUGGCCGCCUGGGAGAAGCCCUGCAGCCACUGGGGGUGAGGGCCGCACGGAGGGGUGCACCCUGGGCCAUGCUGGGACUGCCUAGAGGUGGGCCGAAUAAAGCCGCUGGCACAUGGGUAAACUGUUCACGUUGCCUGGGCUUGGUGGUGGAGGUUGAGAAGCCAGAGAGGAAGGAGGGGGGCAUCUGCCUGGAGUCCCCUGCCCACCCUAUCCCACGAGAGGGUGCCUAAACUUGGCUCAGCCUCCAUCCUUGCAGCUGGACAGGAAGACACUGACACCAGAGGGGAGAGGAACCUGCCUGCCUGCCCCCCCUUGUACACCCCUGACAGCUUUGUCACAGGCUGUGCCUGGCGAUAGGGGGCCUCACAGGACUGCCUCCACCGGGGAGUGGGGGGGAGCCUGGCCAGGUGAGGGUGCUGAGACUGUGCCCAAAACGGUCAGAACAUGCCCUAGCUGGUUUGGCUCAGUGGAUAGAGUGCUGGUCUGCAAACUGAAGGGUCAUGGGUUCAAUUCCAGUUAAGGACACAUACCAGG
Molecule: messenger RNA, 4900 nt
Organism: Pipistrellus kuhlii (Kuhl's pipistrelle)
Lineage: Eukaryota; Metazoa; Chordata; Mammalia; Chiroptera; Vespertilionidae
Gene: RTEL1
Product: regulator of telomere elongation helicase 1
Exons: 34
Coding region: 547-4122 (1191 amino acids)
Biological process (GO): regulation of double-strand break repair via homologous recombination; negative regulation of t-circle formation; negative regulation of DNA recombination
Cellular component (GO): nucleus
Molecular function (GO): DNA binding; ATP binding; hydrolase activity, acting on acid anhydrides, in phosphorus-containing anhydrides
Source: RefSeq, a predicted model, not a curated record